Molecule: messenger RNA, 787 nt
Organism: Saccostrea echinata
Lineage: Eukaryota; Metazoa; Mollusca; Bivalvia; Ostreida; Ostreidae
Exons: 3
Coding region: 26-622 (198 amino acids)
Source: RefSeq, a predicted model, not a curated record
UUAGAAUAUGUAAAAUGAUUUUACGAUGGAUCUAACAUCUGAAUCAUCACCAGUGACAAAAUCAACCGUUGGUGAUGUGUUGAUGAACCCAGGCACACCACGUGAUCCGCAUUAUGAUAUAUUGCCCAUAUUACUGGUCUGUUUAGGCUUGCUAUUUGUCAGUGGAAUCACUGCUUCCCUAUACUGUCGUUAUAGGAAAGUAAAAUCAGAACUCAACAGACAGUUUCCAGGCAAUGCUGAGCAUUCAGCAUAUGGGGAAUCACAUUCAUCCGAAUCUCUAGGGAACAGAACUCAAAGAAUGCAGAUGGAUAACUACUUCAUACUAGAGAAGGAGGAGGGAUUAAUCGGAAGUUUUUCCCGGAAGUGUACGCAACAAAUACAUGCUCCAAAGAAACCUCAUAAUUACUUCACUGUGGAAUAUAAUUAUACUCUAAACACCUUUGAAACGGUUGAGGAGACUCCUAAAACGGAAAGUUGGAAUGGCCAAUUCACAAAUAACAGACAGUCACAAGAUAGUGUUUAUAAUAUUCUUCAUAUAAACGAUUCUUCUUCAAAUGACGCAACAAAUACCUACAGCCAUACCAGUGAAUUAGAUGGAGUGUACUCUCAUCUGAGUAGAUGAGUGAUUUUUUGGAGAAUAUAACAAUAUAACAUUGACACCAGGGUUAUACCUGAUGAGAAUAUUUGAAGUCAGAUGGUGUAACUAAUACUCAUUUUGAGUAUUUGAAGGACUUGGUGGGCAGGCGCGUAGCUACCUAUACGCAAGUACGCAAGUGCGUACACAUCA